This is a messenger RNA of Conger conger (European conger), 2473 nucleotides long. RefSeq names its product zinc finger protein 771-like. Bases 255 to 1577 code for a protein of 440 amino acids. The transcript has 5 exons. Gene Ontology annotation, biological process: regulation of transcription by RNA polymerase II. Gene Ontology annotation, molecular function: RNA polymerase II transcription regulatory region sequence-specific DNA binding; DNA-binding transcription factor activity, RNA polymerase II-specific. The record is from RefSeq and is a predicted model, not a curated record. Gene Ontology annotation, cellular component: nucleus. Lineage: Eukaryota; Metazoa; Chordata; Actinopteri; Anguilliformes; Congridae.
UCUCAUCUGCGAAAUAAACAUUUCAGGACAUCUGAUAGUAAUGGAUGGAUAGCGGUCGAUCACUAACCACUCAUAUUGUUUGCAGACUUAUUGUAAAUGGCCAUUGCACAAUAAAAAGACAAUACAAUAUGAAUACAAUAAAUUAUGACGAGCUGACUUAGCUGCCACUUAAGAACGCUAUAUUGAGUCGCUGAGCUAUCUGGAACGGAGAGCAAAUCAGGUAAGAUUACCUUCGGCUAUAUGGCAAGCGUGCGAUGGAGUCCAUUUGUGUGACCCGUGGAACCUUGGAGACACUGAUGGUCACUGUCAAGCAGGAAGAAGAGGAAGUGGAAUCGCUAUCUGAUUCCCUCCUGUGCGUAAAAAAGGAGGAGGGUGAAGAUGCGUGUUUGAAGGAGCCGUUAGGUCAUUCCCCACUCUAUUCUGCCCAAAAGGAAGACCCCGAUGCUCCAGGAGGAGAGAGGGAAAGAAAGAAGGUGAAGAAGAAGAAGAGGAGGAGAGAAGCAAAGGCGUGGGCGUCGAUGGGAGCGGAAGGUGGUUCGGGCGGGGACCUGCUGUGGCGCUGUGGACUGUGCCAGCGCUGCUUCAGCUCGUCCUGGGAGCUGACGGGUCACUGCUGCCCGGGUGUUACUGGGGCGCGGGGCGGCCCCGACAGGGACGUAGCCAAGCUGGAGUUCUGGUGCCCCGUGUGCGGCGAUCGCUUCCUGAGGCCGACCGCCUUCAUCCUGCACAAGCGGAGCCACGUGGGCCAGUCCCGGUACGUCUGCGGGGUGUGUGGCCGCACGCUCAAGACCCUCCGCCAGCUGGCUGCCCACCGGCGGUCCCACACUCGUGGCCCCUUCCUGCCCCACCUCUGCCAGGACUGCAGCUGCAGCUUCCGGAGCCUGAAGGCCCUCCGCCGUCACCGGGCCAGGGAGCACGGUGAGGAGCGGGGGGCCGUGGAUGAGGGCACGAAGCAGGAGGAGGGGGACUGCUGUGUGCCCAUGCUCUCCUGCAGCUCACCAAACGAUCUGCCCGAGCUGUCCCAGAACCCGCAGUGUACGCUCUGCUUCAUGACGUUCCGGGACGCGGAGACGGCCGAGAGGCACCUGCGCUUCAAGCACCCGGCGGAGUACGAGAGGCAGCUGAGGGGCCGCACCGUGUUCGCCUGCUGCGCCUGCGACCGCACCUUCCCCUCCUCCCGCCUGCUCUCCGCACACCAGCGCACGCACAGCAAGUGGAGCCUGAGCUCGCUGGGCUCGGAGGGCGCCCUGCAGGACAGGAGAAGAGACGGUGGGGUGCAGGAGGGGCAGAGCGACGGCAAAACCAAGCGCCUCGCCUGCGGCAAGUUCGACAAAGGCGGAGCUGGUUCUAUGCGCUGUUGUCACUGCCACAUCAUUUUUGCGGACCCUCGCACGUGGGGGAGACACAUGACCGCCAAGCACCCACCCCCGCCUACAUCCGUUCAGGCAACCCCUGGAUGUUUCUCACUUAGGCCGCCACGAGGCCAACCGCGUCCCUACAGCUGCUCCACGUGUGGCGAGAAGUUUAUAGAGGAGAGCUCCCUGACGAAGCACCACACCGAGUCACACGCCAGCUGAAAAGAUGGAGGGAAAGGGGGAAAAAAACCAGGGUUUGAAUUGCUCCUCUUGGCCCCCAAAAGAGACCUGAGCUCCCUCGAAAGAAACCCUGAAACCACCUUGGUUCGCAAUCCCCCCGUCCCAACCCCACUCACCUGGACACAGGAUCAUACGUACCCCUGCCCCCAAAGGCCAGAGUGUAAUACAUACCCUGGGAUGACCUGUGGGAUAAUGAGGGUGGGCAGAGGUAUGGUAGCUUUGAGGAAGAACGAGAGCAGCAGGCCUGCAGUGUAGAAUGUGUCCAAGACAGCUGUUGAUAUGGAAGGCGAUUCUGCAGUGUCGAUGAUCAAAACCAGCUCAAUUUCCAAGAGUGUAAAUAAACUGUUAAAAUACUGUGCAAUUUUAAGUGUCAUAAUAACCGGUAGCCCCAUCACAAGCAGAUUUGCUCCGUUUGGGUUUCUUAUUUUUAUUUUUUAACUUGGGAGUUAACAGCAAAAAUUCAUUUUCAUUACAUUAGUGGACUGUUGUGAAGUCCAGUAAAAGGUAAACAACAGCAUGCACAACAUUAUUUAUUAGAUAUUAGAUAUUUUUCUGUAUAUGUUGUGUAUAUGUUGAUUUCUGUCCCGUGAAUAGGAGUGAUAACGGUAACUGUCUCUUUUUUGUUUGUUGCUGUAAUGCCAUUGUACAUUGAGUUAAACUGUUAUUCAAGUGUAUAUUUGCUUUGAAUUGGUCAUAAAAAUAAUCUGGAAUCUCUGACUAGUCUGCUUGAUAACUACAGUAUAGUGGAGAACUGUAACGGAAAGCUUGUUGUCCCAUACCUUGUCCCUUUGUUUAUCUGUGAUUGUUCUAUGCUCAUUGUCACACAAGCAUCCACAGACUGCACAUUUAAAUCAAUAUCAAUAAACCAUUCCAAUACA